GCAAUAAAUUUUAGAUGGACGGAAAUUGGAUUGGAUUGGAAAGGACUGGAAGGAGACCCAAAAAAAAAAAAAAAGUGUACCAAAAAGUUGAGCUACGUGCCAGCUUGAAACUUCUCCUAUAAUUUAGUCACAAAACCAGUCAAUCUCGGACCCUUUGAUUUGAACACUGGAGUGUGGAAAGUUCUGGUUUUGAUUGUGUGUGCUUCGGAAUCACAGCCAGCCGUAGACUCUUCAAUUCAGUUUCCAACAUUUGUAGCAGCAGCAUAAGAGGAAUCUCUAUAUAUCUAUCUGGGAAUCUAAAGGAGGAGAGAGCAGCAUAAGAGGAAUCUCUAUAUAUAUCUAUCUGGGAAUCUAAAGGAGGAGAGGAGAGAGAGAGAGAGAGAGAGAGAGAGAGAGAGAGAGAGAAAAGAAAGGAAAGGAAAGAUGUUGGAAGGGAAAGCUAACAUAAAGGAAACAGACAUGCCAGAAAAGAUGCAGAUGCAAGCCAUGGCUUGUGCUUCUCGAGUCCUUGAUAAUCUCCAUGACGUUUUUGAUUGCAUAUCUAUUGCUGCCCACAUCAAGAAGGAGUUUGACAAGAUGUAUGGAAGUGGCUGGCAAUGUGUGGUGGGUUCUAACUUCGGUUGUUUCUUCACUCAUGCACCUGGGACUUUCAUAUACUUUUCCCUGGAGACCCUCAAUUUCCUCAUCUUCAAGGGAGCCUCUUCGUGAGUUAAUUUACCACAUCAAAAGUAUGAGAGCUCUUGGAAUCUAUACUUAUUUGUGUAAUCAGAGUUUGUGUGAUACUGGUAACAAGAGUUUGUAAAUGGUAGUUAAAGAGUUUCUAUCUUCUUCAAUCGGUGGAGAGCCUCACAGUGCCCCAACAUGCCUCUUUGUAAUUCCUCCUCAGGAUUAUAUUACUGCUUAAUCAUAUAAUUAAUUGCUCUUAACUAAUUAAUCAUCAUUAUCAUCUGUACGAGUCUGUUGGUUA
Molecule: messenger RNA, 967 nt
Organism: Prunus dulcis (almond)
Lineage: Eukaryota; Viridiplantae; Streptophyta; Magnoliopsida; Rosales; Rosaceae
Product: dynein light chain LC6, flagellar outer arm-like
Exons: 2
Coding region: 424-708 (94 amino acids)
Biological process (GO): microtubule-based process
Cellular component (GO): dynein complex
Molecular function (GO): dynein light intermediate chain binding; dynein intermediate chain binding
Source: RefSeq, a predicted model, not a curated record